AAAAGCACGGUAUUGUCAAUUCAAAUCCAAAGGACCGGAAGAACAUUCACACCGUGACUUGGUAUCCCGAAUUCGUGAUAUGUUGUAUUGAUAUAAACUCAUUCAAUUACAUCAAUCCCACCCUAUAACCAUACGACACGAUAUCCUGAUACCAUCGAGUCGAGCUGAGAGGGUUGUUUGUAGAUGCUUUCAAUUCCUAGGAAUUUUAGAGAGAUUGAAACCAAGAAGCAAGCACAUCAAGCAGAAGAAGAAACGAAGUGAUUGGAAAACAAACACGAACCGCAACGAAUUUCAUUGAUAUCGAAAAGCUGCUCCUCUGGUUGAGUUAGAGUCCAGCCCAACGGUAUUCGUUCGGUUCUAAUUUCAUUUCUUGUUUCCUUUCCUUUUCGGAGUUGAGCACAAACAAUAGAAAAAUUUGACACAAAAUCGGAGCGAUGGAAGUCAAUCAACAAGUUUGGCUCCGGCGAGAAUCCAGCCACUGGGGAUGGGUUCCGGCCGUGAUUGUCCGAAAGGAAGAAUUGGGCGACGAUAUUGAACUGACACUCGUAAACGAUAGAAGCUCGGUUGAAGUCGACAAUGGUGAGCCCGAUUACUUUUCGGACGAAGCAGAAUUCACACAAGUGAUGAGGAUAGACAAGGACCAAAUCAAGUCGGYCGAUCACAACGACAUAAAGCUGAGGAAUUUGCCCGCCAGUUUUCUGGACGAGCUAGGUAGCUGUGGUCGAAAUUYUAAUGGAAAGUCUGAAUCCAGACGCAAGUCGAAUUCUAUGACAGUGCGAGGAAGCGGGAGUCCGCGCAUGAAUGGGGAUAGCAUGCCCAUUGGAGGUGUGGACGAUUUGAUUGGUCUCACUCAUCUCCACGAACCAGCCAUUCUUCAUGCCUUGCGAUUGCGGUACGACAGCGAUAUCAUCUAUACUUCCACAGGACCGAUUCUGAUUGCUGUCAAUCCUUUCAAGCCUAUGCCAAGUCUUUAUCAAAGUGAGACUAUGGAGCAAUACCGAAUCCAAGGAGAAAAUUCGAAGAAGGCCAAAUCGGAUACCACCAAUUCUUCCAUCAAAUCCUACAGCACGCCUCGUAAGGGCGUCCGCAGGGCUGCCACUGAACAGGAUACGGGAAGACUAGCUCCCCACGUGUAUCAAACUGCCGAUGACGCCUAUCGACAAAUGCUGCAUGGAUUGGACAAUGCGAAAAUGAUGGAGAUGAAGCAACCAAAUGCGAAGAUGGGACUCAAACGUGGAGAGUCUAGAAUCGAGGAUUCUUCUCCCUCGGAUCAGUCCAUUUUAGUCAGUGGGGAAUCUGGUGCGGGAAAGACUGUCACUACCAAAAUAGUUCUUGAUUAUUUUGCCAUGCUGUCUAAGAAGCGAUCUGAUUCUGAUGGCAACCGUCGAACCAGUGGAGGGAAGCGCAACCAAAGUGUCUCCAUCGAACAGCAGGUCUUGCAGUCGAAUCCCAUUCUCGAGGCGUUUGGUAAUGCUCGGACGAUCCGUAACGACAACUCGUCCCGGUUCGGAAAAUAUAUUGAUAUCUCUUUCACCUCUAAGGGUAAGCUGGUGGGCGCAUCGAUCGAGACAUACCUAUUGGAAAAAGUUCGCCUUAUCCAUCCAGGACCGGGAGAACGGAACUACCACGUCUUUUACCAAUUUCUUAAAGCCGCUAAUGCCUCUGAUCGCCAGGACUUCUUUUUGAACUCGAAAACCUGUCGAGACUUUAGGCUCUUGUCGGAUUCUGGAACUUUUGAUCGCCGAGAUGGUGUUGACGAUUGCGAGACACACCACGAGAUGUUGCAGGCCAUGGUAAGUGCUAUAUUUUAGUUGUAUAUUGCUUCCGUUUCCUUUGGCACAUUGCUUUCACUUACUCACUGUCUCUCACUAAUCGGGAUUAUAGAAAACGAUCGGGUUUUCGGAAGAGACCGUUUACUCUCUUAUGAGACUGGUGUCGGCUAUUCUCUUUGCCGGGAACAUGAGUUUCACCCCCAGCCAGGAUGGCGAAUCGUGUAAACUUGACAAGACUAAGGCAGCCUUGGCAUGCGCCGCUCUCCUGGGCAUCACAUACGAUGGUCUUGCUACUGCUUUGACGAAACGGUCGAUCAAGGCAGCCGGCGAAACGGUGAUGAAAUUGUUGACGAUCGAAGAAUCAGGAAAGGCUUGCGAGGCUUUGAUCAAGGCCGUCUACGGAGCUGCAUUUGAUUUCAUCGUCGAGCAGGUAAAUGCCAGCAUCCAAGCCAAGUCGGAAGCCAGACGAAGUCUUGGUGGUUCUGGUGAUCGAAAAGCAGCUGCAUCCAUAGGGGUGUUGGAUAUCUUUGGAUUCGAGACCUUUGAAUACAACUCCUUCGAGCAGCUUUGUAUCAAUUACACCAACGAGGCCUUGCAGCAACAAUUCAACCGAUAUGUGUUUAAACUGGAGCAACAGGAAUACGAGAAGGAAGGGAUCAUGUGGAAAUUUAUUGAAUUCCCCGAUAACCAGGAUGUAUUGGAUCUAAUUGAUGUCAAGCACACCGGAAUCAUGGCGCUAUUGGACGAACAAUGCAUGUUGCCCAAGAGCACAGACAAUAAAUUCACUCGUUAUUUAUACGCGAGAUGCGAUCGUCAUCCGCGAUUCAGUGCGUCUUCCGCCCAGCGUGUAGAUUAUGUCUUCUCGAUUGAACACUAUGCAGGAUUGGUCGAAUACAGCACUGAGGGAUGGCUUGAAAAGAACAAGGAUCAGCUUCCGGCAGCGGCCUCUGAUCUCAUCAAGAGUUCCGACUUCGAGUUGCUUCUCGAUAUCAAUCGCUUUAUCAGAGCUGAAGACCGUGGUGGGCGUGGAGCCGUUGCGACGAAAUCGGUCAGUUUCCAGUUCGCAAAACAGCUUCGCACUCUCCGUUCUAGAAUUGACAUCACCGUUCCACAUUACAUCCGCUGUCUGAAACCAAACGACGAGUUAUGCCCGGAUUAUUUUGAACCAAAAAAUAUUGUAGAGCAGCUUCGAUGUGGUGGUGUUUUAGAGGCGGUCCGAGUGAGCCGUGCUGGAUAUCCAACUCGAUACCCCCAUGACGUUUUUUCAGCUCGGUACUACAUCUUGGGCAACCGCCAUAAUUCUUCACCUUCUUAUUCACCCGCCUUAAAUUCAGCGCAAGGACCCGAGGAACUCAGAAAACUGAUUUCGAAGAUUUCUUUAGAUUUGUGGCAGAUUGAUCAUGACAUUUAUCUCGCACAACAAGCUUUGGAGCGAAAACGUCGAGAAUCGCAUCAGUUCUACGACGAGGUAGUAACAAAACCACAUCCCACUGCUAUUGGAAACUUGUUGACGGGACAAAAGAGAACUUCCAACCUGGCAGCUACCCACAAAGACAAGAACUUGGUGGUCGAGUCAUCGGCAAUGGCACCAGAAUUCCAGCGCAAGCAAUUACGCAAGACUCUAACAAAUGUCCACAAAGUACCACCAGGUGGAAAGAAGGCCAAAAUGAAAAACCAUCGUGUCAUCCGACCCGAAUCGCGGGAAGAUUUCUUGGCACUAGAUUUCCCUUCCAGGUGCGCUGUUGCUGGACUCCAGCUUGGGCGCACCAAGGUCUUUUUGCGAAGAGAAGCGUUCGAUCGUAUUGAAGGCCUUCGGUCCGAAAAGUUUUUCAAUGCGGCUGCAAUGAUCCAAAAGAUCGUGAGAGGUCGCCAGUGCCAAAUGUGGUACGAAGAUAUGCGUAGUGCUGCUAUUAUGAUUCAAUGUUUCAUGCGAAUUAAGAUCGCCGAACGAAAACUAUCGGCAACACGCCUUCGAAAGGCAGCCGUUGCCAUUCAAUGCGCAUGGCGGGUCUUUGUCUCACGUAUGUAUGUUUUCGAAAUGCAACUGGCACGUCGUACGGCGGCAGUCAUCAUUCAGCGUCAGUGGAGGCUCUACAAAAACGGGCCGGUCAUACCCACCGAGGAAGAAAUUAUUUAUUGCAUUACUCGAAUUCAAGCUAUGUACCGUGGCAAGGUUGGUCGUGUUCGCUUUGCAUUCGAGCAACAGAAACGAGAACGAGAACAUCGUAUGCGUCUAGAAGAAGAAGAGCGCCAAAAACGAAGAGAGCAGAAAGAGAUUGCUCGACAACGACAGCGUCAUCAGCAAGAGGAAGAACGGAGACGGCAGGCCCAAAAAGCUCUCUCACCCGUGAAGGAGCAAGAGCCGGUAGUACGCGAACGACAACUGACUCCUGUGGUCCAAGAACAAAAAAUGGUCAACUACGAUUCAGCUCGACUCGAAGAUUUGUUCCACGAAAUCACUGAAAACAACUGGGCGGUGGUGGAGAAUAUAUUGGACAAGCAGCCUGAACUUGCCGAAGCGGAAGACCCAAAGACCGGAGAAGUGGCUUUGCACAAGAUUUCGCGUCAAUCUUCGGCCUGGACAUUGCUUAUCGACAUGGUUUUGGUUUUGUACCCAAAGGCUCUGAUCCACAGAGACAGAAUGGGAGCUCUUCCUAUCCACCAUGCUUCCGCCCACGACAAUCUCUCGGCAUUGGAGAUUAUAUACAGUGCUUACAAGGAAGGCAUUAACGACACUGACAAGAUGGGACGUUUGCCCAUUCACGUGGCUGCCAAUUAUGAUGCAGUUGAUGCCAUCAAGUUUCUUUUGUCAAUGUCUCCCGAAGGAGCUUACACCAUGGUCUAUCGCCCACCCCACAAUUCGGGUGGGGGACUGCCUCUUCAUAUUGCCUGUCGCAACCACGGAUCGAUAGGCGUUAUUACGGCUUUGCUAGCGGAGAACUUUGCGUCGGCAAAGCGCACUGACGAAAACGGAGAUCUUCCCCUUCACUUGCUACUGAGAUGCGGCGAAGUGGUGGAUCCUGUUGUCGUCAAGACCUUGUUGACGUGUUUUUCUGGAGCAGUUUCACGGACCGAUAUGAAUGGGGACCUACCUCUCGCGAUUGCUAUUAAGCAUCAAUGCACGCCUUCAGUGACUAACGCUAUUUUGAUGCAUUUCCCCGAUGCUGCCGCUGUUCUCGACAGCGAAGGCCACAGUCCAUUACAUCUGGCCUUCAGUCACAAUGCCGAUGAUAGAACCCUCAUGGGUCUAUUAAAUCAUGCUCCCAAUCUCGCGACGCAAGUCGACAAAAAGACCGGUCUUCUCCCCAUUCAAGUCGCUACAGAGAAGGAGCAUUCGCAUUUCAUUGUCCACAAUUUGCUGAAGCGCGAUUUACCCAUCGACGUAAAAGAAAAGGUCCGGGCCCAACUCACGCCACACCACUACUCCUGGAACCACUUGGUCGCAAAUACUGAAGAUUUGUAUUACCAAGUUGUCACGAAGGUUUUACAAUCUUGCACCCAGCCUCAAGUAUUAGCUUUGGCUCACAUCGAAGGCCCCGAUGGCAAGAUUGCCCUAGCAGCUGCAACUCCUGUGUGCAAACACGAGAUGCGAGUUAUGCUCCGUCUUUUCAACACGCUGGAAGUAGUGAACCAACGUCCUGCUUAUACUAACCCUGUAAGCGACACUCAAAUCUUUUACGCUCUGAGGUACGAUCCUCCUCCGCAAGCCAAUGGUGGAGCAUUCACCAUCUUGCACGAAGAAAAGACCGACUCGCACCCUGGCGAUGAUUACGUGGAAGACUUUGACGAUAAUACAAUCAUGUCUAUGGCCUCGAAGAUAAGCACUCGAUCUGCCCUGACGUCAAGGACACAGCACAGUAUCGACKAGAAGCUUCGUUUGAUCCGAAGGGAGAAGGGCCAACAAGUUAUUGCUAAACUCACUUCAAAAUCCGAAAUCGUGGAACGAGAACUGAAGGUUCGAAAGGACUACCACUUGUCGAGACAUUAUGUACCCGCUGUAAUUAGCGUUCACCACACUGUCCAGCAUGCGGCCUAUUCGGAAGCCAUGGCCGAGCCUGGUUACUGUAUCACAAUGGAGGGAGCGGAUACGACUGCAGAGAAUCUCAUGCUCGACAUGCGAAAAAAUGGAAAGCAAUUCCCACAAAAGGCAGUGAAGAGAAUUGGUAUCUCGCUGCUUCAUCUCCACGAACAUGGUCUUGUCCAUGGUGAUUUUGGUACUCAUAAUAUUGGAAAGUUCGGUAGUCGUUGGAAGAUGUUGGGAGUCGGAGGAAGCAUUCCCCUCAGAAGACCUACCGAUCCUUCUCGUGGAUUCUACCAUCCACCGGAAGCGAUCCGAUUAGAACAAAGACGUGGGAACAAUCCGAUGGGUAAGAAGAGCUAUAACGCGAGUGUCGUUUCAGUUCCUGCUCACCCCACGUACGACAUUUGGGCUUAUGGUGUCGUCUUCUACGAAGGUAUUGCUGGGUUGCCGCUAGGUCCCUAUGCCUGCCGCGGCAAGCGUCCCAUGAGCACAAGCGAAGUAUCAAAAAUUGGAUUGUGGGAUGACAACAGUCUACGCAAGGCCUUGAGACAUAUUCCUGACGACGAUAAUGGUAUGGCACGGGAAUUGAUCCGAUUCAUGCUCCAUCCAGACCCUAACAAGCGAGCGACAUCCAUGAGACAGGUGUUGGAACAUCCCUACUUUACUGCUACCCAACAAGCUACUUCCGUCACCGGAAACGAUCAUCAUCAGCAACAGCAACGUCAGUACCAAGGACAAGACGAACGUUUUGCGAGUUUUGACCCCUUCCCGGUCGUCGAAGAAACUGCGCCUGAAUCUUUCCACAAUCGACAGCAGCCGAUGACUAAUCACCCAGAGGUACAGAAGACAGCUUCCAACUCUACUGAUUACAGCAUUGAGAACCGCGAAAAUGGUGUUCGUGGACGUAGAAGCGGUGAGUCGAUGAAGAGCAGCAAGAGCUUUGGUGGGUUUCGCAAGCUCAAAAAUACCAUCCGUAACGGAAUGAGCACAAGCGGCAAGGAACAAUUUUAAUGAAGCUGAUCAAACCACAAAAAUUAAUCACUGUACAAGCAGAAAGAAUAAUGUAGUUCGGGUGUCCGGAAUUUGUGUGCGGAGUCCUGAUACUACACACUAAUUUGAGAAAACAAACUGCAAUAGAAAAUGUAUUUAUUU
Molecule: messenger RNA, 6945 nt
Organism: Pseudo-nitzschia multistriata
Lineage: Eukaryota; Bacillariophyta; Bacillariophyceae; Bacillariales; Bacillariaceae
Source: the annotation of a GenBank genome assembly